Molecule: messenger RNA, 480 nt
Organism: Nakaseomyces glabratus
Lineage: Eukaryota; Fungi; Ascomycota; Saccharomycetes; Saccharomycetales; Saccharomycetaceae
Gene: MLC2
Product: Mlc2p
Biological process (GO): actomyosin structure organization; mitotic cytokinesis
Cellular component (GO): cytoplasm; myosin II complex
Molecular function (GO): cytoskeletal motor regulator activity; myosin heavy chain binding; calcium ion binding
Source: RefSeq, a predicted model, not a curated record
AUGGAGAAUAGCAACUCAUUACAUUUUGAUCGGCUUACGCAAAGACAAAUAAAUAAAUUGAAGGAUGCCUUUCAAUUGAUUGAUGAGGAUGGGGAUGGCAAUAUUGGCCGUAGUGAUAUGGUAAAGAUGUUGGCAAGUUUGGGUCAGAAGGUGACCACUGAUGACGUUGGUAAAAUGUUCAAGGAAUUAAGAGAUGAAAAUGACGCAUAUAUUUCCUUUCCCGAAUUUCUUGCCCUUAUGAGCGAAAGCAUAUGUGAAUUCCCACAAGAAGAUGAGUUGAAAGAGUGUUUCGGAAUCAUUUCACAAAACAAAGAUCUAGAUCUACCGACUGAUAAAUUGAUAAAGCUAUUAGAGGAAGCUGGAUUUAAAAAUCCCGAAGAAGAAUUUAAAAGAAUAUUAGCUACUUUUUCCGCGAAUCAACAGCUUGAUGGUUCACGUAACUUCAAAUCGAAUCAAUUUAUUGACUCACUAAAUGACUAA